Molecule: messenger RNA, 1023 nt
Organism: Phalaenopsis equestris
Lineage: Eukaryota; Viridiplantae; Streptophyta; Magnoliopsida; Asparagales; Orchidaceae
Exons: 2
Coding region: 165-539 (124 amino acids)
Source: RefSeq, a predicted model, not a curated record
UGUUGGCGAACAACUUGUUUGACCGCCCAUACCGUGUUUUUCAGUUGUGAGUCUGUUGACGUUUCGAAAAUUCGUUCAUUUUAUAAGGGUGUGGCAUAGCUUUAUUCAUAUUUUCUCCUCUUCCAACAUCCGUUCCGAUUUUUAAGCUUCGUUUUGCGACGGCGAUGGGCAACCUAAGCGCCCUCCUUCCCCUCCUGCUCCUCUUGGUCUCCUCAUCCCGCUUUCUCCUCCAAGAAGCGCGGCCUCUGCACUCUUCAGCUGCAAAGGAAAAUAUGGCCGUAGCUGUAAAGAAGGGCGGCGGCGGCGGCCGUGGUGGUGGAUUCCGUGGAGGUAGCAAUGGUGAUUCUUCUUCUCCGUAUGGUAAAGCCAUACCUAUGAUAGCAGGGGGAGCUGUCGUUCCGAAGACUGCUGGAUUUUCUUCUCAUAAGUACAAACACAAUUCAGCCCACAGUGGCUACAGUUUCUCCAUUGCUGCCUUGCUCAUCAUCUCUGCUUUCUGGGUUGAGUCUCUGGCUUGUCUGUAUCGUCUUUCUUAUUAGAAAGAACCGGUCUUUACAUGCAUACCACAUAAGUCUAAUGUUUUUACUUAUCUAACACAUGAACUUUCAUAUUUACAUUUAGAACACUCGAAGUUUUCACAUCGCGUCAAAAAUAUCACCCUUUUUAACUUUUUAAAAAUGAAAUAAAUAUCAAAUUUUAGGCGUUAGAUAUGUAGGUACAUAAGAAUUGUGUGGGUAUGUAUGUAAAAUUGCGAAAGAAGGGGCAUUUAAUAUGGAAAGUAUCAGUUGUACUUGCAGAUGAAGAGGAGGCAAUGAAUAAGGGCUUGUUGGAUCGUGUUUAGCUCGAUAGUAGCUUGAUUAUGUUUUGUAUGUACAUAUGUAUGUAUGAGUAUGCAUCUGUUUAUGUAUAUGUGUAUGAAUUUUGUUUAUUGUUAUUCAUGUAGUUAUAUUUGUAUUAAUAUAUGCAUGUAUAUGUAGUGACAUGUACAUUCUAUAUGUUUUGUCUUUCAAUUCAUGAAUAAAU